This is a messenger RNA of Pleurotus ostreatus (oyster mushroom), 783 nucleotides long. RefSeq lists its product as uncharacterized. The record is from RefSeq and is a predicted model, not a curated record. The coding region runs from base 1 to 783 and encodes 260 amino acids. The transcript is spliced from 5 exons. Lineage: Eukaryota; Fungi; Basidiomycota; Agaricomycetes; Agaricales; Pleurotaceae.
AUGUCGGAAACAGAUUAUCAGCGACAUCGAUCUCGUGCAAGAGGCGAAGCAGCUGACACGACUCUGCCUGCAGCCAUUCAAAUACGGGUGAAAUCUCCGCAUCUUCACCACACCAACGAUCAGACAAGAUGGCUGUCUAUCUCGUUCAAAGUCAACAAUGAAAUCAAGGAGGAGCGGAUACACUGGAUAUGGGGGGAUCUUGAUUGGAUAUUUAAAUCGCCUGUUGAACUUUGCUCGAGAAAUAAGGCGUUGAUCGAGAUUAGACCAGGGCUCUCGUCGACGACCGACUCAGAGGUCUUCGCUGGGUUAACGUUCGAAGAUAUCAUUGCGUUCGCAAGGAGUCGCGGGCACGCGAUCGUAGACUUCCAACGAGACCAUCAGCUCGCGUCAAUCAUCGUGCGGGUCAGAGUUUCUAAUACUCCUGAGCGAUAUGGAUAUGAAGAUGCCCGACAAGAUGUCAAGCGGAGGGACAGCCUAAAAGACCGGGUGUCGGGUUAUCUCGAAAGGCCUUUCAGGCGUAGUGAAAGGCACGAAGUGCCACAGGACUACUGGGUGGGAGCGACCCCCUACAGCACGCCGGCUAUGCCGCCUUUCCCGACGGACUGGAGGGACCCGUCAGCGGUGUACCCUCCUGGCCCGGCCGCGCCUAUGUAUGAAAUACCGCAGCCCUGGCAAGACCCAAUGCGCCAAGUAUCACCGCAAGCUUGGGCGGACCCCGAGCCGUCAGAUACCGGGAAGAUUGAGUAUACGGUCGUGGGCACCCGCAGGCCGAAGCCUCAUUGA